Molecule: messenger RNA, 2465 nt
Organism: Populus euphratica (Euphrates poplar)
Lineage: Eukaryota; Viridiplantae; Streptophyta; Magnoliopsida; Malpighiales; Salicaceae
Exons: 20
Coding region: 439-2106 (555 amino acids)
Cellular component (GO): plasma membrane
Source: RefSeq, a predicted model, not a curated record
ACGCUUCCAAAUUCUAAAUUCCAAACGGUCUCCACCAUGGAAAAGUCCCCUGGUAAACUAGUGCGAAACGAAUAUUAGAUCGGAAGGAAAACAAAGAUAGGUCGCGACCCGCACUUAGACUUUAAUUAACAAACAAUCUCCUAUCCUCCGCAUUCCUCGCUCUCUCAUUCUCUUCCAUUAAUUAAGAUCUUCCUCUUCGUCCUUCAGCUCCUUCACAAAACACAGAAACAGAUCUCUCUUUCGGCUCCUACACAACAGCAUUUGGGAGCUGUGACUUGUUAAAAGUUGCAGUGCCUUUGGACGAAGGGGAACUAGGAAUAAAAUGAGGUAAAAUGCAUGAUUUUGUUGGCGAUCAUGGAGAAAUUAAACAGUCAUUCAGGAGUGGCUGUCUUGAAGAGUACCUAGAACAGCCAAUGCGUGUCUUCAAGUAAAAACCACAUGCAAGAGCUUAACAACAAACGUGUUCCUCCUCAGAAUUCUGAUUCAAUAAACAGGCAUGAUGCUGAGGUACAUCUUGCUCCUAGGAAGUUGAAAACCAAUGGCAAUCUCAAUUAUUUUGAAGACAGAGAGGAAAUGGAGCUUCAUUCACGAUUAAGAGCACAAAAGGAGGAGAUUCAGAUUCUUCAUGGACAAAUUGCUGCUGCCUGUUUGAGGGAGCUUCAGUUGCUUGAUGAGAAAUAUAUUUUGGAGAGGAAAUUUUCAUACUUAAGAAUGGUCUGUCCAUCUUGUAAAAUAGCAGUUCUCACCUUUUCCUUUGAUGCAGCUAUUGAUGAGAAGCAAACUGAAGCAAUUACUUCUGCUUCAAAUGAGUUGGCUCGCAGAAAAGGUGAUCUGGAAGAAAAUUUACAAUUGACCCAUGAUUUGAAGGUUGUGGAUGAUGAUAGAUAUAUUUUCGUUUCAUCCUUGCUUGGGUUAUUGGCUGAAUAUGGAAUCCGGCCCCAUGUUGUCAAUGCCUCUGCUAUUUCUAACAGUGUAAAGCUCCUGCAUGAUCAAUUGCAGUGGAAGAUUAGAACUUCACAUGAUAUAAUCAGAGAGAUAGCAUCUGUGCUGGGCUCUAAAAAUGGAAGCAGUUCUCAUGAUAUAGACAAUCCUGUUUCUGGCAUCUUGACGGGUCAAACAACUCAUCGAUCCACGGUAUUACUGGGUCACGAUGGGACUUCUGCUUCUAAUCAUCAUAUAGCUGACCGGCAUCUGGAACUGAAUGACAAAGUGCCAAGAUUUGUACAUGAGACAAAUCUUGCUGAUAAAUCAAGUUUAACACUUCAUAAUGGGAUGCACCAGCUAUUAAAUAACAACAAUUUCGCAGAGUUCUCAUUUGAUCCAGACAGGAAGGUAGCUGGCCCUCUUUCCAAUAGUUUAUUUGGAAAAAGUGAUAUGAAUGCGAGAGCAGGAGAGAUGGCCAAUGAUGUGCCCCAUCCUUCCAGCAUGAAUGAUGAGAUUGCUUCCUCUGUUUCAGAUGAUCUCCCUGGCAUUGAUGGUUUCCAGAUUAUUGGUGAUGCUACUCCAGGAGAAAAACUCCUUGGAUGUGGAUUCCCUGUCCGUGGGACUUCUCUUUGCAUGUUUCAGUGGGUUCAUCAUCUUGAGGAUGGCACUAGGCAGUACAUUGAAGGAGCAACAAAUCCAGAAUAUAUUGUCACGGCUGAUGAUGUUGAUAAGUUGAUUGCUGUCGAGUGCAUACCUAUGGAUGACCAAGGCCGCCAGGGGGAACUGGUGAGGCUUUUUGCUAAUGAUCAGAACAAAAUAAAAUGUGACCCAGAUAUGCAACGGGAGAUUGAUACUUAUAUUUCUAAGGGUGAAGCCACAUUUAGUGUUCUAUUGCUGACGGACUCUUCUGAAAAUUGGGAUUCAACAACUCUAGUUUUGCGACGUUCUGGGUACCAAAUUAAGAGCAACGGAAGGGGAAAUGUAGUGAUUGCGGAGAAAUUUUCAAAGGAUUUAUCUAUAAAAAUCCCUGCUGGACUCUCAACACAAUUUGUUUUAACAUGUUCCAAUGGAUCUUCUCAUCCUCUCAGUACAUAUGAUGUUCGAAUGCGAGACACUCUUGUGUUGGCAAUGAGAAUGUUUCAGAGCAAGGCAUUGGAUGACAAGAGAAAAGGUAGAGCUUAGAGCCGUAGAUCCCGUCAUAUUUCAGUAAAAUAUUCCUAGUUAAUAUUCAUUCACACAGAAGACAAGGAGAAUAAAUCUGCAGGGAGGUUUGCUAAUUUAUGCUUGAUUUACUCUACCAAUACUCUUCUAUCUAUUUUCCUUGUGCCUUGUAUUGUGGUUCAAAUCAUUUUUAGACAGUGAAUCACGUGUAUAUGAAGCAUAGAUAUAACAAAUGUAUAACAGUAAAUGUAUGUUUGUCUAGUGUUGUCUCAUGAUUGCCACGCACAUGUAGCAUAAAUUGUCAGGUUGCUACGAUCAAAUUGCUUUCACAAUUUUAUUGUCAGAGUUCAAUGCUAUCUUUUGGUAUAAUUUUCUGCUCU